Molecule: messenger RNA, 1392 nt
Organism: Adineta steineri
Lineage: Eukaryota; Metazoa; Rotifera; Eurotatoria; Adinetida; Adinetidae
Source: the annotation of a GenBank genome assembly
AUGGCAGCACGUAGUACAUCAUCAUCAUCAUCAUCUUCAGAAACUGAAAUCACAUCUGAACGUAUUCGUGCAACUAGUGAAACAUCUGGAGAUAUAACUCGUACAGAAUCAAAUUUACGUGCAGAUUCACCAACCAAUACAAUAGAUGGUACUUCAAUUGCUGAUACAACAACUGUUCGAAGUGCUUCACCAACAGCAAGUCAUGUAUCAGGAGCACAUACUCAUACAACUUUUGAUUCAGUUAGUGUUGCCACAGCAAAUACAGGUUUUUCGAAUGCAACAGCUAUAUCACAACCACAAAUAGCUGGUGGUAUACCAAUAAUUCGACCACCUGGUUUACAACAACAGCAACUAUCAGGUACAGGUAUUGGAGUAUUCGGACCACAAAGACCAGCUGGAUAUCCAACACAACCACCAGGUGGUUCAAGUGGUAGUAUCAAUCAACAACCAAUUCAAAUUGAUGUAGCAGCAGCACAACAACAAUAUCAACAACGUGGAAUGCAACCUGAAAUUAGUCCUUAUAGUGGUUCAACAACAUCAUCAAGUGCCGGAUCAUUAUCAGUUUCAGCUGCUACUUCUUCUCAUCAAAAUCCUCGUUUUGAUGCAGCUAAAGCUGUAUUUAAUCAAGUAGAUGCAAAUAAAGAUGGUUCAAUUAGUCGAGAUGAAUUUCAAUCAUGGGCUCAACGUGGUAUUAGUCCAGGUGGUUCACAACUUAAUCAACAACAGCAGCAACAGCAACAACAACAACAACAAUUUCCAAAUCAAAUUCCUGCAAGUCAAGUUUAUAAUGAAUUACUCGGUCCUGAUGCUUUUAAAGAUGUUAUAUUAGAUAUUGAUUAUGGUGCUAUGGCAGGAUUUAAUGUUGCUUUUCAAUCAGGUGGUGAUUUUGACAAUGGUCAAUUACCACCCGGUAUUAACGUUCGUCCAGCUUAUACAACCGUUGAUUCACUUAAUUAUCAACAACAUAUGUUUAAUACAGCACGUACAAUAAAUGCAAGUGGUCAAAAUGAUAGUUUUGAUUUUAGCGGUGCGAAUAAUAGUUCUUAUGGUGGUAAUGAUGGACAACAACAACAACAGCAACAACAACAACACCAACAAUUUGAUGUUGCUCGAGCAAUGUUUAACCAAGUUGAUACAAAUCGAGAUGGUUCAGUUAGUCGAGAAGAAUUUCGACAAUGGGCUGCUCAAAGUAAUCCUCCUCAACAAAGCCAAAGCUAUGGUAGUACACCAUCAUAUUCAACAGGAGUUAAUUAUCCAACAAAUUAUGGAAAUAGUGCUGGUGGAGAUGGUGCUAGUAACAGUUUAUACCGUGCAACUUUAUAUGAUGGAGCAAAUCCAGCUGUAGCAAAUAUUCUUCAACAAAGUGGACUUGGACAAGUUGUACCAAAUUAA